Molecule: messenger RNA, 1359 nt
Organism: Aspergillus ibericus CBS 121593
Lineage: Eukaryota; Fungi; Ascomycota; Eurotiomycetes; Eurotiales; Aspergillaceae
Product: putative eukaryotic translation initiation factor 3 subunit EifCh
Exons: 4
Coding region: 25-1122 (365 amino acids)
Cellular component (GO): eukaryotic 43S preinitiation complex; cytoplasm; cytosol
Molecular function (GO): metallopeptidase activity; translation initiation factor activity; protein binding
Source: RefSeq, a predicted model, not a curated record
ACACAUUCCUGGCAGCAUAUCAACAUGGCGGAGAAAGAAGUCCCUCUUACGGCCGUCAAGGUCGAGGCCUUGGUGGUCAUGAAGAUCAUCAAGCACGGCUCUCAGGCCUUCCCCACCACUGCCACCGGUGCCAUCGUCGGUAUGGAUGUGGGCGGCACCCUGGAGAUCACCAACUCCUUCCCUUUCCCCGUCGUCGAGAUGCCCGCCGAGUCGCACUUUGACAACGCCGCUCCCAACCCGGCCGCUGCUGCUCCUCGCGCAAAGGCCAACGCUGCCUACGAGGCCGAGAUGGUUCGCAUGCUGCGCGAGGUCAACGUCGACGCCAACAGCGUCGGGUGGUACACCAGCGCCAACAUGGGCAACUUUGUCAACAUGAACGUAAUCGAGAACCAGUUCUUUUACCAGAAGGAGAUGAACGAGCGCACGGUCGCUCUGGUCCACGACGUCAGCCGCAGUGCGCAGGGCAGCCUGAGCCUGCGCGCGUUCCGUCUGUCCCCGAAGUUCAUGGCGGCGUUCAAGGAGAACAAGUUCACUUCUGAGGAACUGCAAAAGUCCAACCUCAGAUACCAGGACAUCCUGGUCGAGCUCCCCGUUGAGAUCCACAACUCCCACCUGAUCACCUCGUUCAUCCACCAGCUGCAGAGCCCCAGCCAGGCCGCGCCCACGGAUCUGCCCGCGUCUCUGGCCGCCCUGGAGUCGUCCCCCUUCGCCAAGUCGUCGGUUCUGGCGCCCAACUACGACAACCUUUCCCUCAGCAUCGACCCGUUCCUGGAGAAGAACUGCGAUCUCCUGCUCGACAGCAUCGAGGUGCACCACACCGAGACCAACAACUUCCAGUACUACCAGCGGUCGCUCGCGCGCGAGCAGGCCAAGAUCACGGCGUGGCAGAACAAGCGCAAGACGGAGAACGCCAGCCGUGCGGCGCUCAAGCAGCCCCUGCUGCCCGAGGACGAGUGGCAGCGGCUGUUCAAGCUGCCCCAGGAGCCCAGCCGUCUGGACAGCAUGCUCAACAGCCGCCAGGUGGAGCAGUACGCGCGCCAGGUGGACAGCUUUGUGUCGGCGACGACGGGCAAGAUGUUUGCGGUCAAGGGCAACCUGCUGCCGGGCGAGGUGGCCAAAUAGGGGACGUGAUGAUUUGUGGGGAUUCUGGGAAUUCAUGCAUGACCUUACGGCGUAGGGAGGGAAAAUCUAUAUCUGAGGCUGUUAAUACAUUGUCUUUGCGUAUUCCUGUGCAUGAUUCUUCUUGUUGAUUUCCGGAUCGACAGCCCUAACCCUGAGACGGCUCGGGCAAGACGUGGUGAUGACCUCAUUGAUUCAUACGAUAAAUAGCUUGUAUAGGAAUUCUUGAGCUGCAGCUGU